AUGGAGAACACUGCAAAGAAACCGUGGAUCCUCGCCAUCUCGCUUAGCCAUAAGCCUUUUUUAGAUGAGGUUUUCGAACCGCUGAUGGCCCAAAUUUGGCCAAAAGCCGACUUCUUGAGGGCCGAGGACACAGAGUCAGUAAACCGCUUGUUUUCACGAGAGCCACCCCCGACAGCUGUCCUCAUAACCGAUGAAGGAUUGGCCGAGGAACAAAACAGCCAUGUUCGGCACGCUGUACUUCGAUAUGUCCGCGGAGGUGGGACGGCGGUGGUGAUGGGUAGCUUUUCCAGCUUUGUCCUACCCCUAAACAUCAAGUCAUUCUUCGCGCAAGCCGGUUUAGGGUGGUCUGCGGCCUCAUACACUGGAGAGGAGUUUGUGCUGAAUGACGCAGCGGUGGACAGUGGUUUAGCUGCAAAGAUGGUCCCGGCAUACAGCACAAAGGCUCUAUUCUUGGACAACGUCGCAUUUAAUGACGCCUGGUAUGUAACAGAUGAAGAGUCAAAUGUCUCGUCUCCAACAAACGCUAAAGCUGGGGAAAGCGCUGUCGUAUUCGCUUCAGUUGGAAACGGCAAGCUUGGGUACGUCGGCGAUGUGAAUGCAGAACAUGGCUCGAAUGUUGCUGUCCUAGCGAUGUGCGGACUUCUUUAG
Messenger RNA from Fusarium tjaetaba, 648 nucleotides. RefSeq names its product triacylglycerol lipase. The transcript has a single exon. The record is from RefSeq and is a predicted model, not a curated record. The coding region runs from base 1 to 648 and encodes 215 amino acids. NCBI's taxonomy places the organism in Eukaryota, Fungi, Ascomycota, Sordariomycetes, Hypocreales, Nectriaceae.